ACCAGCUAUAAUCCGAACAUAAUUCCAGUAACGACCCGGUUUAAGGUGAGUCCUAAACUUAGAGCUUCAGCGUACUGGUGUUGCUCAACGACCGAAAGAAACAGCGCCAAUCGGCAGCAGAAUCCACUGAACAAGUGAGUUAGCGAAAAAGAAAAGAGACCGGAAAUGGCGAUAUCGGGGGAUCUGAGAAUUUCUGCAACAUUGGCAUCUUAUCACCAGCAUCCCACUCGUAGCACCUUGCCCUCAUCGAAGGUAGAUUUCACAGCUUUCACAAAUAAUGCCUCUGAAAUCUGCACCAAGUGGCCCAGCAUAACGGCUAAUAAUCGAUUCAUGCUUUGUCAGUCUAAACGACUUUCUGGGAUCACAGGAGAUUACGACCUUCCUCCAAAUACUGUCAGUCAAGAGAUUGAAAACUUUCUCCUAAACACCAUUAAUAUGAGCUUCUUGGACCGUUUAAAUUUGGCUUGGAAGAUUGUAUUCCCCUCUCCUACUACGAGAAGGAGCUCUAAUGCAAGAAUUGCCAAGCAGCGACUAAAGAUGAUCCUCUUCUCUGAUCGGUGUGCAGUUAGUGACGAGGCAAAAAGGAAGAUAGUGAACAACAUCAUCCGUGCUUUGUCAGAUUUCGUGGAGAUAGAAUCACAGGAUAAAGUUCAGCUGAAUGUCUCUGCUGACUCAGAUCUCGGGACCAUUUACUCCGUCACAGUGCCAGUACGUCGAGUAAAGCCAGAAUAUCAAGACUUGGAUGAGGUUGGAGCAAUAACAAAUAUUGAAUACAAGGAUACUGGGGAAUCAUCUGGUUCAGUUGAUGUGACAUUUGAUUUCUUCAUUCCAGAUAACUAAAUGUUGUUUUAUGUACUGAAAAGAUAAAGUUGCAGUUGGACCGGCAUCAAAAGUUGCUGUUUGGCUACUAGAAGCAUUAGGAAGUAAGACAGCCAAUAAUUUGUUUGUAAAUAUAAAAUUUCCUGUAGGAUGAGUGAGCUCUUGGCUCUGUGUCUUAUUAUUUUUCAUUGACACUCCAUAGACCCUUGUGCUUUUAUUCUCCUCAACAGAGUGAAGGUGGUUGUUCUUUAUGUGCUUUUAUUUUCCAAGUACUGAAUAUUGAUUUAGUACUUGUUCAGUGUAGGCCAAUCUCUCCCUGCUACUUUUGUUUCUUCCAAGCGUUGCUCAAUGCAAUUGACACCGGUGUUCCUGUGUUUCAGUAUUAUAAA
Carica papaya (papaya) is the source of this 1208-nucleotide messenger RNA. RefSeq names its product homolog of bacterial MinE 1 (gene MINE1). The record is from RefSeq and is a predicted model, not a curated record. Lineage: Eukaryota; Viridiplantae; Streptophyta; Magnoliopsida; Brassicales; Caricaceae. Gene Ontology annotation, biological process: regulation of division septum assembly; chloroplast fission; cell division.